AUUUAAGUAUUUUUCCUGAAAUUCGAAAAAAAUAAUGGUUUACGAGGAAAGUCUCUCGUUUUUCGGUACUUACACGCAAAGGAGGUAUAUCCUUGCCUACAUGUGCCAUCUUGGUUGUGCCAUAAUGUACAUCGUCAGGACAAAUCUUUCUGUGGCAAUUGUUCCCAUGUCCAGAGAGUUUGAUUGGGAUUCAACGAAGCAAGGAAUUGUUUUGAGCUCAUUUUUCUACGGUUACAUCGCAACACAACUGCUAGGAGGCGCUUUGUCAAAACGUUUUCCCGCGCAUUCUGUUUUCGGUGGCGCCAUUGGAUUAUCUGCAGUAUUGAGCUUGAUUACUCCUCUUGCAAAGGGAAAUUUAACAGCAAUUAUUUGUAUUCGCACAUUAGAAGGCCUCUUAUUGGGAGUGACUUUUCCUGCGAUGAUGGCUACUAUUGCGGUCUGGGCUCCACCACUUGAACGAAGCACAAUUAACAUGAUCAGUAUCGCAGGCAUGCAUGUUGGAACAGUGGCCGCAUUGGUUGGCAGUGGAUAUUUGAACGAUUCCCUUGGAUACGAAAGUAUUUUCUAUGUUUUUGGAACGAUCGGAGUUAUGUGGUAUAUUUCAUGGCUUUUCAUAAUACGAGAAUCGCCACAAAAAGAUCCAUGGAUUAGUGACAGAGAAAAACUUUACAUCUUAGAGACUACAGGAUCAGGUGUUUCGGAACAAUCAAAGAACCUUUCGGAUGUUCCAUGGCUCAGAAUGUUCACAUCAAUUCCGGUUUUGGCAAUAGUUUUCGCUCAUUUCGGGUAUACGUGGGGGGCUUAUACUCUCAUUACGCAAAUGCCUACUUUCUUAUCGGAUACUAUUGGACUCGAGCUGGGAUCAACGGGGUUAUUGGCAUGUCUCCCUUACAUUACGACAGGCGUGUUGUCAGUUCCGGCAGGAGCUCUUACUGAUUUUCUGAUAAGGAGGAAAAUUUUAACUGUCGUGACAACAAGAAAACUUUUCACUUCCGGAGGUUAUUUGGUUCAAACGGUUUUCAUGUUGUGUGCUGCUUAUUUUUUGACUCCCGUUGGAUCAGUUUUGUGCUUGACAAUUGCCGUGGGAUUUCAAACAGUUAGUCAAUGUGGAUAUGGCAUCAAUUAUUUUGAUUUGGCGCCACAAUAUGCUGGAGUGAUAUUUGGAUUUACAAAUACUUUUGGAACACUUUCGGGUAUCAUAAGUCCCCAUUUGACAGGUCUAAUUGUGCAAAAUCAGAGUGCCGAUGAAUGGAAAAUUGUGUUUUACAUCGCAGCUGCCAUUUAUUUGUUUACAGCUUUGAUUUAUGUGAUCUUUGCUUCUGCAACUGUACAGGAUUGGGCAAAAGUUAAAAAGUCGACCGAUAAUGAGCAAAAUGAAGAAAAAUCAUAG
This is a messenger RNA of Culicoides brevitarsis, 1390 nucleotides long. Its product is annotated as vesicular glutamate transporter 3-like. The record is from RefSeq and is a predicted model, not a curated record. Gene Ontology annotation, molecular function: transmembrane transporter activity. Gene Ontology annotation, biological process: monoatomic anion transport; transmembrane transport. The transcript has 2 exons. Bases 35 to 1390 code for a protein of 451 amino acids. Gene Ontology annotation, cellular component: membrane. Lineage: Eukaryota; Metazoa; Arthropoda; Insecta; Diptera; Ceratopogonidae.